AUGAACUCUGCCCUGAUGCGUCGACCCGGGCGCACCAUCUGGCGCAACGAGCAAGACGUGCUGCUGGUGUCCUUGCUGACCGAGUACCGCUCGCUGCUGAACGGCGGCGACGUCGGCGUUCGGCAGCACUCUGCACGAACGCGCAAGCAGUUCUGGGAUCUCAUCGCCCGAGAGCUUACAGUGAGAUACCACGUCGUGCGGAAUCCACGCCAAUGCAAGGACCGGUUCCGUCUUUUGUACACGCGCGGAAUCCGUAACAUGCACAAUGGGGUCGACCCGCAAACGGGCGUGGAUGCGCUCUGCCUGGAAUUGAAUCGAAUAUUCUACCUCGAUCUCAGAAACAACAUAGCGCUGGCUCAAGACCGUCCCGAUAACGAGCAGCCUAUGAGCAGCGGUGCCGGAGACGACGGUGAGUAUAAAGAUCGCGACGAAGUGGAUGACACCUGCGAUGAGAUCACUCUCAACGAUCACUCUCGCACCCACAGCUGUUCUCAAAGUCGUCUCUCGCAAGAGCUCCCGCACAAUUCCACGCAUAUUUUGGCAGAUCCCGGGCUGGACGUUCCAGCUGUUCCGCUGCUGGCCCAUCCUUCAGCAGAACUCCCGCUGCCGCAAGCACCGCCGGCGCCAUUUGCGCCAGAUUACCAAGAUCCGCAAAUCCAGAUGCUGAUGGAUCAAGUGCUUAUGCUGGACCAGCAGGUAGCAGACCUAUACGCACGGCUGGACGAGCUGGGCCACAACACAGACCGUCGUUUCGCGCGAGUGUUGGACAGUGAGAGAGCACGUGAUCCCAAUCCCUCAUCGUCAUCGUCAGCGACGACAGCGGCGGCGGCCAGCGUCGAUACCGGUACUCGUACCCGUACUCGUACUCGUCCAAGCGCUGCUACCAGUACUAGCACUACUACUACUACUACGACAGCAGCAGGGACGACGACUACGACGACGGCAAACAACACGCCGGAAACCAGUCCCACCGUGCUCGUCCAUCCCCAAUCCGUGCCGCAAUUCCAGCGCCACUACGAGCAAUCGCUUGCCAGCGCAUUUCGUCCAGCAUUCCCACCGCCAGUUCCUCACCAUGUGACCAGCCAGCCUUCGCCCUCUCCUCCUCCUCCUCCUCCUCCUCCUCCUCCGCUCUCGUCGUCUGCACAACCCGCAUCCAGGCAAGGUCCCGGUUCCAGCGCCAGCCCUAACCUCGGCUCUGAAUCGCAAUCCACAACGCAUCCGAAUUCUCUGUCGUGA
Lachancea meyersii CBS 8951 is the source of this 1236-nucleotide messenger RNA. NCBI's taxonomy places the organism in Eukaryota, Fungi, Ascomycota, Saccharomycetes, Saccharomycetales, Saccharomycetaceae. The record is from the annotation of a GenBank genome assembly.